GCGCAGGCUGCCGGGCCCGGGGCGGCCGCGGUGGGAAGCCAAGGCGCGCGGGAGCCGCGGAGGGACCGCCCGCAGCCCGGAGGCGAGGACCCGGGCUGGGUUUUCCUUACCCCGGUCCCUUCUUAUCUCAUAAUUUCAAUGUCCUGAAAUCUGAGGAUUCCACCAAGAUAAUAUGAUAGGAACUUUCAGUGGUUUGGAGCCAUAUCCUACUUAGACUAAUGCGGGCCUUCCAGGUUUCCUAAGAGCUUGUACAGCAGCAGCGCACACUGCUUGUUAAUCGGCACAGGCAAGAAUGCCAUCUUUGCCUCAAGAAAGAGUUAUUCAGGGACCCUCUCCCCUGGAUGUGAAUACAGAAUUGCCUUAUCAAAGCACGAUGAAAAGGAAAGUCAGAAAGAAGAAAAAGAAGGGAACCAUUACAGCAAAUGUUGCUGGGACAAAGUUUGAAAUUGUUCGUUUAGUAAUAGAUGAAAUGGGAUUUAUGAAAACGCCAGAUGAGGAUGAAACAAGUAACCUUAUAUGGUGUGAUUCAGCUGUUCAGCAGGAGAAGAUUGCAGAGCUGCAAAAUUACCAGAGGAUCAACCAUUUUCCAGGAAUGGGGGAGAUCUGUAGGAAGGAUUUCCUAGCAAGAAAUAUGACCAAAAUGAUCAAGUCCCGGCCUCUGGAUUAUACCUUUGUUCCUCGAACAUGGAUCUUCCCUGCUGAAUAUACACAAUUUCAGAAUUAUAUGAAAGAAUUAAAGAAAAAAAGAAAGCAGAAGACUUUUAUAGUAAAACCAGCUAAUGGUGCAAUGGGUCAUGGGAUUUCUUUGAUAAGAAAUGGUGACAAACUUCCAUCUCAGGAUCAUUUGAUUGUUCAAGAAUACAUUGAAAAGCCUUUCCUAAUGGAAGGUUACAAGUUUGAUUUACGAAUUUAUAUUCUGGUAACAUCGUGUGAUCCACUAAAAAUAUUUCUCUACCAUGAUGGACUUGUGCGAAUGGGAACAGAGAAGUACAUUCCACCUAAUGAGACCAAUUUGACCCAGUUAUUCAUGCAUCUGACAAACUACUCUGUGAACAAGCACAAUGAACAUUUUGAAAGGGAUGAAACUGAAAACAAAGGCAGCAAACGUUCCAUCAAAUGGUUUACAGAAUUCCUACAAGCAAAUCAACAUGAUGUUGCUAAGUUUUGGAGUGAUAUUUCAGAAUUGGUGGUAAAGACUCUGAUUGUAGCAGAACCUCAUGUCCUGCAUGCAUAUCGAAUGUGCAGACCUGGUCAACCUCCAGGAAGUGAAAGUGUCUGCUUCGAAGUCCUGGGAUUUGAUAUUUUGUUGGAUAGAAAACUAAAGCCAUGGCUUCUGGAGAUCAAUCGAGCUCCAAGCUUUGGAACUGAUCAGAAAAUAGACUAUGAUGUAAAAAGGGGAGUGCUGCUAAAUGCACUGAAGCUACUAAAUAUCAGGACCAGUGAUAAAAGGAGAAACUUGGCUAAACAAAAAGCUGAGGCUCAAAGGAGACUUUAUGGUCAAAAUUCAAUCAAAAGGCUUUUACCAGGUUCCUCAGACUCAGAACAGCAGAGACAUCAGUUGGAGAAGCGGAAAGAAGAGUUGAAGGAGAGACUCGCUCAGGUACGGAAGCAGAUCUUGAAAGAAGAACAUGAAAAUCGACACAUGGGGAAUUACAGGCGAAUUUAUCCUCCUGAAGAUAAAACACUACUUGAAAAGUAUGAAAAUUUGUUGGCUGUUGCCUUUCAGACCUUCCUUUCAGGAAGAGCAGCUUCAUUCCAGCGAGAGCUGAAUAAUCCUUUGAAAAGGAUGAAGGAGGAAGAUAUUUUGGAUCUUCUGGAACAAUGUGAAAUUGAUGACGAAAAGUUGAUGGGCAAAACUGCCAAGUCUCGAGGACCAAAGCCUCUGUCUUCCAUGCCCGAGAGUACCGAGAUCACAAAAAGACAGAAGUACUACAGCAGUGACAGCAGCUAUGGUAGUAGCAGCAGCUCAGAAUCAGAGGAAAAUGAAAAAGAAGAGUCCCAAAAUAAAAAAACAGAAAAUCAAGUUACAUAUAAUCUUAAACAGUCCAACCACUACAGAUUAAUCCAACCAUCCAGCUCCAUAAGGCGUUCAGUCAGUUGCCCUCGGUCCAUCUCUUCUCAAUCAUCAUCCAGUGCAGACAACCGCCCCUUUUCUGCUCAACAAGUGAUAUCAUCAUCCCGGUCAGCUUCAGGGUCUCGGUCACAUUCUUUAAACCGUGCUUCCUCCUACAUGAGGCAUCUGCCUCAAAGUAAUGAUGCCAGCUCUACUGACUCUCCGAUGAGUGAGUCUUUGCGGCAACUGAGACCAAAAGAACAAGAAGACGAUCUAACAAGUCAGACCUUAUUUGUUCUCAAGGACAUGAAGAUCCGGUUACCAGGAAAAUCAGAUGCAGAAUCAUUACUUCUGAUAGAAGAUAUCAUUGAUAACUGGAAGUAUCAUAAAACAAAAGUGGCUUCAUAUUGGCUCAUAAAAUUGGACUCUGUAAAGCAACGAAAAGUUUUGGACAUAGUAAAAACAAGUGUCCGUACAGUUCUUCCACGCAUCUGGAAGGUACCUGAUGUCGAGGAAGUAAAUUUAUAUCGGAUUUUCAACCGAGUUUUUAAUCGCUUACUCUGGAGUCAUGGCCAAGGACUGUGGAACUGUUUCUGUGAUUCAGGAUCCUCUUGGGAGAGUAUUUUCAGUAAAAGCCCAGAGGUGGUGACUCCUUUGCAGCUGCAAUGUUGCCAGCGCCUGGUCGAGCUUUGUAAACAGUGCCUGCUAGUGGUUUACAAAUACGCAACUGACUCAAGAGGAUCACUCUCAGGCAUUGGUACCAAUUGGGGUAAUUCCAGGUAUUUACUACCAGGAAGUACACAAUUCUUCAUGAGAACACCAACCUACAACUUGAAAUACAGUUCACCUGGAAUGGCUCGCUCCAAUGUUUUGUUUACAUCCCGCUAUUUCCAGUAAAUCGAGAAAUGGUCCCAAAGCAGAAGGAGAACUGAGAGGGGCAAACUGGCCUGCUUUAAUUCACAAGCUGGAUAACUGGUAACCCAAAGUUGUAAGUUGAUAUAUUGUGCUUUUAAAGCCAUGUCCUGAGGCUGUAUUAGGAUAAAAUAGGUCCUUCCCUAAAUUAUUGAUGGCUACUUGAUUCUUUAUGACUACCUACCAUCCGUAUUCCAGUGGAUACUUUUCCUUGCUAAUUGCAUCCCAAAGAAGAGUUUGUUAUUGUCUUAGUGGGAAAAGAUGAUAAGGAUGUCAGGAUGAAGGAAAUUGCAGUGUAGCUCUGAGUGUUUAUGACGCCAUUUUGUGAAUUCUUAAAUAUGUUUAGAAAUUUUUGGAAUAAAUAAUGCAAAAAUUGGGAUAUUAACAAAAUUAUUAUAAGAAUGAUCAUCAAGUAGGCCUUUUCAUGGAGCAAUUUUAGUCAUUUUUCAUUGAAAUUCAUGAUUUGUUCAUGAAUGAUACACAAUUUCAAGUGUCUGAUAUAUGAUAUCAACCCAGUUUGUUGGCCACUCACUUGCAUUAGCUUAAAUCACAAUGGUGACUUAAUUUGCUAGAGUGGGUACUUUGGAAGUUCUUUUCUUAGUUGUAUAAAAGUGAAAAUUUUAUUUAAAACAAAAAAAGAAUGUCCAACAUGUCUCCCCCUGGGGAAAAAUAAAUACAAAAAAAGUAAAUUUAAAUGGAUGAAACUACCCAGUUAGUUACUGAUGAGCAAAUUUCAUUUUCAUUCCUCUAGCUACCUAAGUCUGCCUUUGUUUGAGUGCUAGAAUUUUAUUGCCCACAUUUGCCUCUUUAUCCUGAUCUAGUCUGAUAUGAUGAAGUUGUGAAUAAAAGCCAUGUGCUCAUUAUUUAUGUAUACUACCUGGUAUGCUGUGGACUACGGUUGUGUUAAUGCUUAUUCCCUAAUGAGAAACUAAGAAAAGAAGAUACAGUAAUAAACCUUGGAAGUCUUUAGAGGCCAUAGAAAUAUUUUAGUGAUAUAAAAUAUUCCUUAGUUUUUAUUAUAAAUUUUUUUUUCAUAGAGUUAAAAUGUAACAGUAUAAGUGAUAGUAUGGGUCUGACUCUCUCUCUUCUAGGAGAGAAAAUAACUUUAUCUGAAAAACUCAGAAGCUAUUCAAUCUUACCAAGAGAUUUUGAUAGGGAAUUUGGUUUACUUAUGAUGAAAGCAUAUUUUCAUUCUGUUAUUAAAAAAUAUAUCCCUGCUCAUUCUGUCACUGAUGCUUUCCAGAACUGUAUAUGUUUGGAAUGAUUCCAGAAUUGUACAAGAAGUAACCUUUUAAUGUUAAAUUAUCAUCUAUGAACAUUGUAUGAGAUUGCAGAUUAGUUUUCACUGUAAUAAUCCAGCAUUGUAAUAAUUACCAUUUGCUUUAUGUAUUCUGUUGAAGGAACUAUUUGUGAUUCAUAUUAUGAUUAUUAGCAACAAAUUUUAUUUCAUGUUGCAUGUGUAAAAAUGAAAUUAUAACAGGAUCAAAUAUGGAAAUGCCAAUGGUAACCUCUAUCAGAUGCAAAGAUCUAUACAGAUUUUUUCAUAUAUCUGAAUUAGGUCUAAAUACACAAAAUUUUUCUACUAAUUCCACCCCCCCAGAACUAAAAUGAACCAAACUCAAGCAAAAAACCCCAAUCUUUUCCUCAUCUAACAUUUACACACAGCUAGAUGAUAGUGGCUUCUAGACAUCAAGAAAAAGAUUUCAUUCUAAUUCUUUUUUUAAUUUGGA
Balaenoptera ricei (Rice's whale) is the source of this 4695-nucleotide messenger RNA. It is a transcript of the gene TTLL7, whose product is annotated as tubulin tyrosine ligase like 7. The record is from RefSeq and is a predicted model, not a curated record. Gene Ontology annotation, molecular function: tubulin-glutamic acid ligase activity; tubulin binding. Gene Ontology annotation, biological process: protein polyglutamylation; microtubule cytoskeleton organization. Gene Ontology annotation, cellular component: cilium. Lineage: Eukaryota; Metazoa; Chordata; Mammalia; Artiodactyla; Balaenopteridae. The coding region runs from base 293 to 2950 and encodes 885 amino acids. The transcript has 22 exons.